Messenger RNA from Trichophyton verrucosum HKI 0517, 3960 nucleotides. RefSeq names its product ABC a-pheromone efflux pump AtrD. Lineage: Eukaryota; Fungi; Ascomycota; Eurotiomycetes; Onygenales; Arthrodermataceae. Gene Ontology annotation, cellular component: membrane. The record is from RefSeq and is a predicted model, not a curated record. Gene Ontology annotation, biological process: transmembrane transport. Bases 1 to 3960 code for a protein of 1319 amino acids. The transcript is spliced from 5 exons. Gene Ontology annotation, molecular function: ABC-type transporter activity; ATP binding; ATP hydrolysis activity.
AUGCCUCAGACCUCGCGUCCAGGCGAGCAGCCACCGGCGGUUUCGGGGCCUGUCGAGGAGCAGCGGCUGCGGGCAGGAUGGACGUCUCUCUUCCGCUUCACGUCUAAGAGGCAUAUUGCUCCUUUGGCUCUUGCUCUGGCCUUUAGCAUAGCCCGUGGGCUUGCUGUCCCUUUACUUGCCUGGAUACUGGGCAAGCUGUUUAAUGUCUUUUCAAGUUUCGGUUCUCACUCGAUCUCUGCUGGCCAGCUGCUAUCGACUACCUCCCUCGAAUGUACAUACAUUCUGGCCCUCGGGUCCGGUGUCUGGUUUUUGGACUGGGCAUAUUUCUCCUUGUGGGUUAUCUUUGGCGAGCUACAGGCUAAAAAUGCGAGAAGAUGGGCAUUUGAAGAGUUACUACACAAGGAGAUGAGAUGGUUUGAUGGAGUCACCGACGGGCUCCCUGCCAUUUUACCCCGGAUUCAAGCCUACAUCCGAGAUCUCCAGCUAGCCACGUCACAGCCUCUAGGAGCCACCCUAUACAACCUUACUGCUGCUAUUGCCGCUCUGGUCCUGGCUCUGUACAUGUCGUGGAGUCUGACACUUGUAUGUCUUGCUAGUGUACCACUUUGUGCCAUCAUCAUUGCCUUCUUCUCCUCAAAGGUCCAACCAAAGAUUGAAGGGCAACAGGUAGCACUCACCAAGGCGUCGAAAAUUGCAACGACAGCCAUUUCUUCCGUUGAUGUGGUAAAACACUUCAACAGUCAAGAUACAGAAGCUGAAAAAUACAAAACUGCAAUUGGCAUCGCUGCUCAUUGGUACUACAAAGAGGCUCUCUACAGUGCUUCUCAGAUUGGCCUAAUUUCUUUCCUAACAUUCGGAAUGUUCGUGCAGGGAUUCUGGUACGGCAGUUAUCUUGUGGCAAAGGGUAGUCUGAAUGCUGGUCAAGUGUUGACAACUUUCUGGGCCUGUUUGCAAGCAACACAGUCAAUAGAGGAGAUUAUUCCUCGACUUAUUAUCCUCGAAAAGGGACGGACGGCCUCGGCUGCUAUCAAGCAUAUAUUCAAUGAUACUUGCCACACAUGCACAUUGCGGGAGCUUGGAGGCUCAACUCUUUCCCCUGUGUUUUGUGAAGGCGAUAUUCGAUUUUCAGAGGUCACAUUUGCAUACCCAUCUCAACCUGGGAGAAGAGUCCUAGACAAUUGCUCUUUCUUCUUCCCAGCGGGUGAUACAACUUUCGUUGUUGGCAAAAGUGGUUCAGGGAAAAGCACCAUCGGAAAUUUGCUUAUGAGAUUUUAUGCACCAACAUUUGGUGAAAUCCAUAUUGAUGACAGGUUGAUCCAGACUCUAGAUAUCAGCUGGAUUCGCAAUAACAUUACUCUUGUUCAGCAGGAAAGCAUUCUUUUCAAUGAGACAAUUCUGAAAAAUAUCACUUUUGGCUCACGGAAUACUGAAGAAACCACUGCUCAGGAUAUAUAUGCGGCCACAAAACUUGCAGGUCUGCAGGAUACCAUCCUUAGCUUUCCAUUAGGACUCGACACUGUUGUUGGCUUGGGUGGUAGGUCCCUGAGUGGAGGGCAGCGACAGAGGAUGGCAUUAGCCAGAGCCAGGUUGCGGGAUACCCCUAUAUUGAUACUCGAUGAGUCUACCAGUGCCCUAGACUAUUCAAGUAGGAUCUCCCUAAUGAACGCAAUCCGCGCGUGGCGACAAGGAAAGACCACCAUCAUUAUUACACACGACCUUUCACAAAUUCGGCCUCAGGAUUUUGUUUAUGUCAUCGACAAAGGGAAAAUAGCUCAUCAGGGAUACAGACAUAUCCUUGAGAAGAAGGCAGCUGGUGUGUUCGAUCUUAAUAAUCUUGCGACUCUGCCAACAGACACCACGCCAACUACCUCUAAUUGGAGCGUGAAAUCUCCAGGUCCCAUGUCAGAUAAUAGGAGAAGAUCAAGCUUCAGCAGUAUAGAGCGGUCAAUGACUGAACGACGUUCAUUAACCACUCCUAUUUCUCCGUUCUUUCAUAACAGCUUUUCUCUCGAGCGGACAUUUUCUGAGGCAGAACAGAGCAGUCAGUCAAGGAGAAGUAGUAUGGUUGAGCGUCUUAUUGACCAUACGAGCCCCAGGUUCAGAAAGUCCCCGUUAGAUGCACUGGAUGACAAAAGAGUCGAAAAAGACUUAGAACAACCCCAGCCAGCGACCCGUGACAACCAAACGCCUUCGCCCUUGAAACCAAAUAACGAGCCAUUGCAAAAAAGCUACUCAAUGUCACAGAUUCUCUUGACCGUGAUACCAUCGUUGUCACCUUCAAACCGAAUGUCAUUACUUUUCGGUUUUGUCGCUGCCUUUUUCUAUGCAGCUGCAACGCCAUGUUUUUCUUACGUAUUCUCACAGCUACUAACCACUUUCUUUGUUGUCGAAAACAGAUCUCGACUGGCAAUGCAAUGGGCUCUUACGGUAUUGGGUGUAGCUGUUGUUAAUGGGAUAGCAUCAUUCUUCAUGCACUAUCUUCUGGAACGAUGUGGCCAAGCCUGGGUCGACCAAUUCCGUUACAAAGCCAUUCGCCGAAUCUUACAACAGUGCAAGUCUUGGUUUGAGAGGGACGAGAACAGCCUAUCCAACUUGACUCACUGUUUAGAUCGGAACCCGGAAGAAAUGAGAAACCUCAUCGGACGGUUUGCCUGCUUCAUGUUUGUUGCUGUCGUUAUGACACUGAUCGGAUUUAUCUGGGGAGUUGCAGUGUGCUGGAAAUUAGCACUAGUUGGUGCUGCUACGGCACCCCCUUUAUAUGGCUUGACGAGGUUAUACGAAAAGAUCAGCGGCUUUUGGGAGAACAAGUCGAAUGAAGCGAGCGAGAUAAUGGCAGGCGUGUUCACGGAGACGUUUCUCGAUAUUCGCACAGUUCGAUCACUGACCUUGGAGUCAUACUUCCAUACUAAACACAACAAAUCCAAUGGGAAGGCCUUGACAGUUGGUAUCAAACGAGGGUGCUAUUCUGGUUUGCUUUUUGGAUUCUCAGAGUGUUCAAUUCUUUUUGUUUAUGCUCUUAUAUUUUAUUAUGGGGCUAUCCUCGUAUCCAGUUCUCAGUAUUCAGCCAAGGAUGUUUUGAUGGUCUUCUCAAUGCUACUUUUUAGCAUGGCAAACGUGAGAGGAGUGCUAUCCCUGGUAAACAUGCCAGAAGAUCAAUCGCAUGAAGGCCAAGGAAACCUCCGCAUCCACGACUUAACGCCUCUCAAUUUUAAAGACGUGGAUUUCAGUUAUCCAAACCGACCUGGAAAGAAGGUCCUGAAUAACUUCAACCUUAAAAUUCCCAAGGGCUCGUGUACUGCAAUUGUUGGGCCUUCUGGCUCUGGGAAAUCAACCAUUGCAUCUUUAUUACUUGCUCUUUAUCCAUCUCCACCGUCGGCAGGUAACAUUGGUACGAUUACACUCGGUGGUGUGAACAUUCGCAACAUUCAUGUUCCGACUCUCCGGUCGUUGAUAUCAGUCGUCCCCCAGGACCCAACACUAUUCCCAGCAUCUAUCAAAGAAAAUAUUGUCUAUGGUCUACCUGAAAACUCUUCACUCAAUACCUCUACCAAUAUCCAAGCUGCUGCCACAGCAGCUGGAAUCCACGAUUUCAUCUCCUCCUUGCCAUCAGGAUACGAUACUCUUGUUGGAGAUGGUGGAGUUGGUGUCUCUGGCGGCCAGGCGCAGAGAAUAGUGAUUGCCAGGGCACUUGUUCGUAGACCACAGCUCCUAAUACUCGACGAAGCAACGUCUAGUCUUGAUGUUGAGAGUGCAACAGUGAUAAAACAAACGGUAACGAGGCUGAUGGCCUCUGGACGGAGUUUGACAGUGAUAAUAAUUACACACGCAAAGGAUAUGAUGGAGUUGGCUGAUAAUGUAGUUGUUGUGGAUGGCGGGGUUGUAGUUGAAGAAGGGUCAUUCCCUGACCUGAGUAGUCGAAGUGGUGGAAGACUGAGGCGUUUGCUAAGAAUGCAGCUGUAA